Molecule: messenger RNA, 663 nt
Organism: Camellia sinensis
Lineage: Eukaryota; Viridiplantae; Streptophyta; Magnoliopsida; Ericales; Theaceae
Source: RefSeq, a predicted model, not a curated record
AUGAUCAAGUUUCGAUCGCAUACCGCGAUCAAGGCUCAAGCUCUUGCAGACUUUGUGGCGGAGUUUGUCCCCGGAAUGCAUCCGGCUUGCCCAGUUGAGUUGGGUAGCGCAGAUUUAGCACAACCCAUGGCUCAGGCAAUGGAGCCAAGUGUUGAAUCACGAAUGGAAGAAGUGCAAAUGGCAGCCGAACUGGAAAAGCUAGAUAAUUCAUCAAAAGACAAACCCAACCAAGACAUGGAAAGAGACCAGAAUGAACCGACCGGAACCUUGGAGUUGAGAAGCUCGCAAAACCCAUUGGAUUGCUGGAAGUUGUUCAUUGGCGAGAUGUGGAAGCUUUUCGUCGAUGUGGCCUUCAAUAGAUAUGGUGCCGAGCUGGGUAUCGUGCUGACUUCCCCAGACGGGCUGGUUAUCGAGCAAGCAAUUACGUUCGGCUUCCUAGCGUCCAACAAUGAGGCGGAGUAUGAGGCCUUCCUUGCCGGACUGAGAAGUGCAUUGAGGAUAAAAGUGUCGGCUCUCAUGGUGUUCAGCGACUCCAAACUGGUGGUCAAUCAGGUCUCUGGGGAGUAUGAAGCCAAGGAUGAAAGAAUGGCCAAGUAUCAGACGCUGGUGCGCGCAGAGAUCAAGAAGUUCGCCACCAUAAGAGUGGAACAAAAUCAACCGUGA